Saccharomyces cerevisiae S288C is the source of this 975-nucleotide messenger RNA. It is a transcript of the gene AME1, whose product is annotated as Ame1p. Gene Ontology annotation, cellular component: nucleus. Bases 1 to 975 code for a protein of 324 amino acids. The record is from RefSeq and is marked reviewed. NCBI's taxonomy places the organism in Eukaryota, Fungi, Ascomycota, Saccharomycetes, Saccharomycetales, Saccharomycetaceae. The transcript has a single exon.
AUGGAUAGAGACACUAAAUUAGCUUUUAGGCUGAGGGGCAGUCAUUCAAGAAGGACAGACGAUAUAGAUGAUGAUGUUAUUGUAUUUAAGACGCCAAAUGCUGUUUAUAGAGAGGAGAACUCACCUAUUCAAUCUCCUGUUCAACCCAUUUUGUCUUCACCAAAACUUGCGAAUUCUUUCGAGUUUCCUAUUACCACUAAUAACGUAAAUGCGCAGGACCGUCAUGAACAUGGGUAUCAGCCCUUGGAUGCAGAAGACUAUCCCAUGAUCGACUCUGAAAAUAAAAGUCUUAUAAGCGAAUCGCCGCAAAAUGUUAGAAAUGAUGAAGACCUUACUACUCGUUACAAUUUCGAUGAUAUACCCAUUAGACAGCUAUCAUCGUCUAUCACUUCUGUGACCACAAUUGAUGUUUUAUCUUCUUUAUUCAUAAACUUAUUUGAAAAUGAUUUGAUUCCGCAAGCUUUGAAGGAUUUCAAUAAAAGUGAUGAUGAUCAAUUUAGGAAACUAUUGUACAAAUUAGAUCUGCGACUCUUUCAAACGAUAUCAGACCAAAUGACCAGAGACUUGAAAGACAUAUUAGAUAUCAACGUGUCGAAUAAUGAGCUCUGCUACCAACUGAAGCAGGUACUUGCUCGAAAAGAAGAUUUGAACCAGCAGAUAAUAUCGGUACGAAAUGAAAUUCAAGAGUUGAAAGCCGGUAAAGACUGGCAUGACUUACAAAAUGAACAAGCCAAACUGAACGACAAAGUGAAGCUAAAUAAGAGGCUAAAUGAUUUGACUUCUACUUUGCUAGGCAAAUACGAGGGAGAUCGCAAAAUUAUGAGCCAAGAUAGCGAGGACGAUUCAAUACGGGAUGACUCAAAUAUUCUGGAUAUUGCACAUUUCGUAGACUUGAUGGAUCCAUAUAACGGACUUCUGAAAAAGAUAAAUAAAAUUAAUGAAAAUCUUUCUAACGAAUUACAACCAAGUCUAUAG